UAUUCGUUUGGCAAAUGAGCGAAAUGGUAAAUAAAGCUCGAGUAGGCAAAUCGUUUGUGGAGCUGUUGGAGGCCUGCAGACGUAGUAAAUUUGUAGAUUUCAUUAUUGAAGACAAUGUAGUUCGUCAAUUAUCUCUCACGCCUAUCGGUCGAAUGCUGUACGACAAUCUGCGCAAGCAGUGGAACCACAUGAUAGGCAGUUCAAUGGCUGGUACAACUUCCGUACCCGUAUAUACCGGCAGUGGCAGCUUGAAUUUAAGAGAAAACUUUAACUUUAUACGGGAAAAUUAUCCUUUAAGUUUUCCUUUUGGUCUUACGGUAGAGCAGGAAAAGAGCAACUAUUCGGUGAUGCUUGGAGACCACUUUUCGCUGGAGCUCCCGGUGGCUAAUGAGUUGUGUACGACCUACCUUGUACCACCGCAGAUGGCAAAACAGUUUCUUUAUCAAACACAACGGCAGCGCAAGAUAUGGUGGAUGCGUUUUUCCGAUAAUCCCGGACGAUACUUUAUCUCCGAUGCAAAGGCCAGCGAAAACGCAGAAACCACAACUGUAUCGAUAUGUUCCCGAUUCGCUGAACGAAUGGACGAACCAAUCGCACUGGAGCUGGAGCAUUUAGAACUGUUGCCCAAGGGACUAGGAGAAGAUGAGUUGGACAAACUUCAUUUGACGGUUCCAAAUUCGAAGAAGAAAAUCAAACCUUCUGUGGUGCGCGUACGGCAUGAGCUUACGCGUGCCACAUUAGCCAUUUUGAUGGAUGCUCUAGAAUCCCAUUCAUCUGGGAAGUGUGUAAAAAUACAUCGGAAAAUUGCGCCGUUCAAGUGCGGUAUCGUGUACCAAUCGCAAGAUGAUUCCCUACGGCACGAUCUGGAAGAUCUUUCUAAGCAUCUCUCGAUUGUUCUUCGCAAGGCACAAAUUUCCGUACUCAACUGCGCCCUGGAACAACACGGUAAAACGCCAGAAAGCAGCUACCAGCGGCGGAUUGCCCAUCUGGAUGUCAUCGGUGUACCAUAUACAAUCGUGCUUAACAACGAAUCCCUGAAAACUGGCCUUAUGCAGCUCCGAUCACGUGAUACAACCCUUUGCGAAACGAUUCAUAUUUCUGAUCUGCCGGAAUAUUUAAUAAAAAUCGUAGCCAGCUAA
This is a messenger RNA of Anopheles coustani, 1139 nucleotides long. It is a transcript of the gene DNApol-gamma35, whose product is annotated as DNA polymerase subunit gamma-2, mitochondrial. Gene Ontology annotation, biological process: mitochondrial DNA replication. NCBI's taxonomy places the organism in Eukaryota, Metazoa, Arthropoda, Insecta, Diptera, Culicidae. The transcript has 2 exons. The coding region runs from base 15 to 1139 and encodes 374 amino acids. Gene Ontology annotation, cellular component: cytoplasm; mitochondrion. The record is from RefSeq and is a predicted model, not a curated record.